Syngnathus acus (greater pipefish) is the source of this 2166-nucleotide messenger RNA. It is a transcript of the gene f2, whose product is annotated as coagulation factor II (thrombin). Lineage: Eukaryota; Metazoa; Chordata; Actinopteri; Syngnathiformes; Syngnathidae. The coding region runs from base 44 to 1882 and encodes 612 amino acids. Gene Ontology annotation, cellular component: extracellular region. Gene Ontology annotation, molecular function: calcium ion binding; serine-type endopeptidase activity. The transcript is spliced from 15 exons. The record is from RefSeq and is a predicted model, not a curated record. Gene Ontology annotation, biological process: platelet activation; proteolysis; positive regulation of blood coagulation.
UCUACUGGAUUUGGUUUGGAGAUCCUGCUUGGCGGUGAAGAUCAUGGCGGGACCAGCGGCUCUUCUACUUUUGUUCCUGCUGCAUGGCUGUCUGACGGAACAUGUUUUUCUCAACAGCCAGCGGGCCUCAGAGGUUCUGAUCCGAACACGACGAGCAAACCAGCUGUUUGAGGAGGUGAAACCAGGGAACCUGGAGAGAGAAUGCAUCGAGGAAAUCUGUGACCACGAAGAGGCCAGAGAAGUGUUUGAGGAGCCAGACAAAACAGAAGUCUUCUGGCAGAAAUAUCUGGACUGCAAGGGAACAACACUGCUACGAACACAGACCAACAUCGACUUGGUCAAAGAUUGUAUCAAAGGUCAGUGUAUUUCCGGCAAAGGCCUCAACUAUGAAGGAGACGUCCACAUCACAAAAUCUGGUAGACUCUGUCAAAGAUGGAGUAGCGGAUUCCCGCAUCCCAUAAUAAGGGAAUUCAACGCUUCAGAACCAGACAGCAUCCUGAAGGAGAACUUCUGUCGGAACCCAGACGGACGAGAUGAAGGACCCUGGUGUUUCACUCAGGACCCAAUGGUGCCGAAAGAGACCUGCACGGUUCCAAUAUGUGGGCAAACCUUUGUCCCCCCCACUGUGGCCCCUGCACCAAAAAGUGCGAGGGACUGUACACUGGAUAAUGGCGUGGACUACACCGGUGACCUGGCCGUGACCAUGGGAGGCCACACCUGCCUGCAAUGGUCCCUUCCAGAAGUCAAGAAGCUGAGCCAGGGCAAAGACUUUUUACCCGAAGUCAGUCUGGAGGGCAACAAGUGUCGUAAUCCUGACAACGACCCAGAAGGCCCAUGGUGCUAUAUUCAGCGAAAGGAGAAUGUGACAGUGGAUUACUGCAAUUUCCAUCUGUGUGAAGAAGAACUGAUUGACUAUGAGUCGCCGCCACAGUCUGCUGGUCGCGAGCGCUCUAUCGGCGCACCUGCCAGGAAGGCAUUUUUUAACCCUCGUUCGUUUGGGAAAGGGGAGACCGUGUGUGGAGAGAGGCCCCUGUUUGAAAAGCAGUACAAGGAAGAUGCCAAUGAAAAGCAGCUGCUGGAAUCAUACCAACAGCAACGCAUCGUUGGGGGUACCGAUGCCGAGGUGUCCUCAGCGCCAUGGCAAGUCAUGCUGUACAAGCGAAGCCCUCAGGAGUUGUUGUGUGGCGCAAGUCUUAUCAGCGACCAGUGGAUCCUCACAGCCGCUCAUUGCAUCCUAUAUCCUCCCUGGAACAAGAACUUCACCAACAACGACAUCUUGGUGCGCUUGGGCAAACACAACAGGGCCAAGUUUGAACGUAACAUUGAGAAGAUUGUGGCGAUUGACCAAAUCAUCGUCCACCCGAAGUACGACUGGAGGGUGAAUCUGAACCGAGACAUCGCACUACUGCACAUGAGGAGGCCGAUCGUCUUCACUGACCAGAUCCACCCCGUCUGCUUGCCCAACAAGAAGGUGGCCAAAAUGCUGAUGAAUGCAGGAUUCAAAGGUCGAGUGACCGGCUGGGGAAACCUGAGGGAAGCCUGGAGCUCGUCUGGGAGAGACUUGCCGACGGUUCUUCAGCAAAUCCAUCUGCCCAUCGCCGAUCAGAGCAUCUGCAAAAGCUCCACGAGCGUCAGGAUCACUGACAACAUGUUCUGCGCUGGAUACAAACCUGAAGACUCAGAGCGAGGUGACGCCUGCGAGGGUGACAGUGGUGGACCCUUUGUGAUGAAGCAUCCGGAAGAAAACCGUUGGUACCAGAUCGGAAUUGUGUCGUGGGGUGAAGGAUGCGAUCGUGAUGGAAAGUAUGGCUUCUUCACGCAUGUUUUCAGGAUGAGCAGGUGGAUGAGGAAAGUCAUUCAAAACUCUAAUGACGAAGACUAGAGUGUGAAGCAAAUCAUGCAAAUAAAGUUUGUCCUGUUCAGAAAUGAUUUUAAUUGAUAGGACACAACAUGCAGCGGCAACAUUCAUCUACAUUUACAAUAAAUACACAUUUCAGUUCAUAUUUUUGUAAGAAAUGUACCGUGUAAAAGUAGUUUCUGGCUUGCAGAUGGCAACACAAGCCACCAUUCAUCACAUUCCAUACAUGUCUCAGCUAUAUGUCUUUAGGAUGUCGUUUGUGCUCCAAAUUAUGCAUGAUUUGUUAAAUAAACAGUUGCUUAUCUGUG